AUGCGCAUCACCAUCAGAGCAGCAUCCGCCCUCACCAGCUACCUGUCUUACAGGGCCAUCUACUGCUGCUUUGCUGAGUGCUGCCGUGAGGAGCAGCUGCUCAACACGUCAGCCCUCAAGCUGGAUUUGGAGGAUAAACUGUUUGGACAGCAUGUGGCCACAGAAGUGAUUCUCAAGGCACUGACUUGCUUCAGGAACAACAAAAAUCCCAAGAAACCACUGACCUCUUCCUUACAUGGUGGAGUUGGCACAGGCAAGAAUUUUGUUAGCCAAAUUGUAGCUGAAAAUCUUCACCCAAAAGUCCUGAAGAGGAACUUUGUCCAUCUGUUUGUGUCAACUCUGCACUUCCAUCAUGAGCAGAAGAUAAAACUAUACAGAGCUAGAACCCAAAUCUCCCAACUACAUGCUAAUGUGAGUGCUUGUGCAAACCCUGUUUUUAUAUUUGACAAGAUGGAUAAAUUUUACCCUGGUAUCACUGAUGCAAUCAAGCCAUUUCUAGACUACUAAGAGCAUGUGGAUGGAGUGUCUUACCACAAAGCCAUCUUCAUCUUCCUCAAUAA
Messenger RNA from Nycticebus coucang (slow loris), 560 nucleotides. Its product is annotated as torsin-1B-like. The transcript has 2 exons. NCBI's taxonomy places the organism in Eukaryota, Metazoa, Chordata, Mammalia, Primates, Lorisidae. Gene Ontology annotation, cellular component: nuclear envelope; endoplasmic reticulum lumen. Bases 1 to 507 code for a protein of 168 amino acids. Gene Ontology annotation, molecular function: ATP binding; kinesin binding; ATP hydrolysis activity. Gene Ontology annotation, biological process: nuclear membrane organization; protein localization to nucleus. The record is from RefSeq and is a predicted model, not a curated record.